This is a messenger RNA of Prorocentrum cordatum, 1541 nucleotides long. Lineage: Eukaryota; Dinophyceae; Prorocentrales; Prorocentraceae. The record is from the annotation of a GenBank genome assembly.
GACGUCUCGCACUCGCCGGGAGGUUCGGCGGAUUCAGUGUUCUUCCAGGAAGCAUGAUGGCUCCAUCCCCUUCGUUCCCCCUCCGCAUGCCCCGUGGGCUGACCGACCUGCCUCCUAGACCGACUCGCUCCACCGGCCCGGGAGCCGCAGAGGAGCACGGACGCUGCGCACAGCCUCUCCUCGGCCGCGGCCCCUGCAAGCGAGCUUGCGCGCGGGGAGGGCGGGGUGGGGGCCGCCCAGGCAUCCGACGAUGUGCGAGAGGUUGUCAAGCCCUUCUGGCGAGCAGCAUGCCCAGGGCCCGCCCGCCCCGGCCCGCGCUGGCGGCGGCCGCGGCGGCCCUCUGCGCCCCGCUGGUGGCGUGGGGCCUGCUGGGGGUGCUUGCGGAUGUGCUGUGGGAGCGGCAUUCCGCGAUGCAGGGGGCCCCCGCGCGACCGCGUGGCCAGGGCACGGCCGCCUUCGCGGGCGGCGCGGCUGCCGCAGGGCGGCUUCGGGGGCCGACGCGGAGACGCCGCCAGAGCGGCCUCGGGGGAGUCUGGGCAGCAGCCCGGCGGCCGGGUCUACCUGGUGACGGGCGCCACUGACGGCAUCGGGAGGUUCACCGUGGAGCGGCUGGCGAGGCUCCCCGACGCCGUGGUGAUCGUCCACGGGCGCAGCCCAGAGCGCGUGGAGAGGACGCUGCGGGAGCUGCGGGAGAAGACCGGCUCGAGCGCACUGCACGGCGCAGUGGCCGACCUCAGCCUCAUGAGUGACGUGCGUCGCCUGGCCGCCGACGUGCAGGGCCGAUUCCCCCGGCUGGACGGCCUCCUGAACAACGCGGGGACUUUCGACGGCGACUACACGGGGAAGCGGGUCGAGACCCCCGAGGGGAACGAGUACUCUCUGGCCGUCAACGUCAUGGCCCCCUUCCUCCUGACCUCGCUCCUGCUGGAGUCGGUCCGCGCGUCGGGAGCCGGGCGCGUCAUCAUCACGUCCUCGAUGUCGGCAGGGAACUCCCGCGCGCUCGGCGACCUUCAGCUGCGGAGGUCCUACGACGCGCACGGGGCAUACAGCCUCAGCAAGCUCUGCGACGCUAUGAUCGCCAUGGAGCUGCACGCUCGGUAUGGCGACCCGCCGAGAUUGUGCUUCCACACGCUGGAUCCGGAUCCGACCUCGUCUUGGAUCGACACGAAGAUGCUGCGUGCCGGUUGGUCAUCGGGGGGCCACCCCGUCUCCCGCGCCACGGCCUCCUUCCAGAUGCUAACCGAGAGCCAGUACGGGCAGCAGAGCGGCGUCUGCUGGGGCUGCUCUUCUGGCGGCAGCCCCGAAAGCAGAGCGAAGCUGUGGUCGGAUCUGGUGGGGCUCACGGGCGCGGAGUGGCCCUAGCUGGCGCAGAGGCUGAUGCGCAAGCACACCAGAGGAGCGCAUUCGGAGACGGCUGGGCGCACACCUGAUCAGCUCACCUCCAGAGCAGUGCGAGAAUGGGCGGCGGCAGACGAUAGAGAAGGGAGGGGGAGAUGAACUAGGGCAUGAGGCAGGGCAUGGGAUCGAAGAAGAGCACCGGC